Nannizzia gypsea CBS 118893 is the source of this 264-nucleotide messenger RNA. RefSeq lists its product as hypothetical. Bases 1 to 264 code for a protein of 87 amino acids. Lineage: Eukaryota; Fungi; Ascomycota; Eurotiomycetes; Onygenales; Arthrodermataceae. The transcript is spliced from 2 exons. The record is from RefSeq and is a predicted model, not a curated record.
AUGGCAGAGGCAAACCCUGGCUGGGAGGGCCCCGGCCAUUUCUGGGGGAGAGGCAGAAACAUCUUGCGCAAGCGGAUCCUCCCACCGCAAAGCGUACCAAGUGUAGAGGACGCAUGCCAGUACUCCCUCGCUUGUCGUGUCCUUGAUCUGAUCCCAGCCACAAGGAUCUGGGGAGAGGGACCCAGCAGCAGCCAUCUCCAGGCAGAACGGAAAACGAAGAAGAAAAGAGAGAAAUCAUCCUCUUCAACGAACAGUCCGGAUUGA